AUGUCCGGAAUCCUUCUCUUCUGCACCGCCCCGGUGCCAGCCUCGGUAAUCAACCGCCUCAUGCAAGACAGCAGUAUCCCGAAACACGGGCGAAACAUCUUCAGUCUCGUACGCACCCCCGACCAAACAACCCUGGACAACUUCAACUCCAACCCCCCAAUCAACCCAUUCUCAACCGGAUUCCUCAGCACGCCUGACACCGAACUCCGGCGAUACACGCGCCAACGGAUCAGCGAUCUCGAGCGCGAACGAUCAAUCAGUCUCUCCUCGAAGUGGGUCGCUGUCCUGGACGAACGGUCCGUGACCGAUAACACGGUGGUGAUACAUCGGUACGAGACCAAGUCCGAAUGGGAGCAGCUGCAGCGCGAGGCGGAGGAGGAAUGGGUUGGGAUCCCCGGGACGGCAGAGAUUAAUGAGGAAGAGGAUUCGAUCUGGUGGAAAUGGCGCGUACCGUUUGAUGCGGUCUUUCAUCUGUAUAAUCAUGUCGAGACGUUCUCGUGGCGUGGCGUGGCGUUGUGGGCGAGACCGGAGUAUUUGGGGGAGGAUGGGAUUGUUAUGGUGAGGUUUCCAGUGGGGAUUAUCAGUGGGGGGAUGGAGGAUCCGUUGGGAUUAAUGUGA
Molecule: messenger RNA, 618 nt
Organism: Aspergillus ruber CBS 135680
Lineage: Eukaryota; Fungi; Ascomycota; Eurotiomycetes; Eurotiales; Aspergillaceae
Exons: 2
Coding region: 1-618 (205 amino acids)
Source: RefSeq, a predicted model, not a curated record